AACUCAGUUCAGUUGAAGAAUCGGUGUGAGUAGCUCCAAUACGAAAACGGCGCGCGCGAUUAUUAUUCCGAAGCUUUUCACAAUUGAUCAUAACAAGAAAAUAAUUAAAAAGAUAAAAUAAGAAUUUGUUACAACACCAACAUUUUGGUGCUGAUGAGAUUAGUUUGUUGUUGAACUAAAGAUUUCUCACAUCGAAAGUUAACAAACGUAAUCAAAACGAACGACCUCAAUAUUGCAAUUUAUUUACAAUAAUUGGAAUCUAGAAUUGCUGCUUAAACAAAAGUGCCUUUUACAACUAAGUCUUUAAUUUUAUUAUUAUCGAAAAACGCAAAAAUCAACAUCACUUACAACAAAAACAACAACAACAUUCACAUCCAUUCGCACAGAAGAAGAAGAAGAAUCCGAAGCAGAAGCAGAAGCGACGACAGUGACAGCGCUAAAAGCAAAAAUGUCAACAUUAUCGUUGCGCAUCCAGUUGGAGGGUGGCCGCGUCACAAAGACAAUUCAAUUUCAUCCAAAUACAACAGUAUUUGAUGCUUGCAAAAUCAUUCGGGAUAAGUUCGCCGAAGCAGUACAGGGACAACCCAGCGAAUAUGGUCUAUUUAUAUCGGACGAGCAGCACCAACAGGGCGUUUGGCUGGAAGCCGGCCGCACGCUCGGCUAUUACAUACUCCAUAAUCAGGACACCCUAGAGUAUCGACGCAAGCUACGCACAUUGCGCGUUCGUAUGCUGGAUGGCGCCGUAAAGACGAUACUCGUCGACGACUCACAGCCGGUGUCGCAGCUAAUGGUGGUCAUUUGCACUAAGAUCGGCAUUACCAAUCAUGAGGAGUAUGGCUUGGUGCGCGAGGACACCGAGGCGCAGAAUGAAAACUUGCCGGACAAUAAGUUUGGCACACUGACGUUGCGCCGCAAAUUCACCGAAAAGGAUCGCGAUGCAAAGAUGGAGAGUUUACGUAGAAAGCUGAAGACCGACGAUGAAAUUAAUUGGGUGGAUGUCGGCAAGACGCUGCGCGAACAGGGCAUCGACGAAUCGGAAACUGUUUUGCUGCGUCGUCGCUUCUUCUUCUCGGAUCAAAAUAUUGAUUCACGUGACCCGGUACAAUUGAAUUUGCUGUACGUGCAGGCACGUGACGCCAUCCUAGAUGGCACACAUCCAGUAACACAGGAGAAAGCAUGUGAAUUCGCUGGCAUCCAAGUGCAUAUACAAUUCGGGCCACACAACGAAGCGAAGCAUAAGCCUGGAUUUUUAGAUUUAAAGGACUUCUUGCCGCAGUCGUAUGUUCGUGUGAAGAACAUAGAAAAGAAAAUAUUUGCUGAGCACAAGAAACACGUCGCUCUUACAGAAAUCGACGCCAAGGUGUUGUACACGAAAACGGCACGUGAGCUGCCUACCUAUGGUGUCACUUUCUUCUUGGUGAAGGAGAAAAUGAAUGGACGCAAUAAGUUGGUGCCGCGUCUAUUAGGUGUGACCAAGGAUUCGGUGUUGCGUCUGGAUGAGCGCACCAAGGAAAUUCUGGUAUCGUGGCCGUUGACAACAGUGCGCCGUUGGGGCGCUUCGCCGAAUACCUUCACUUUGGAUUUCGGUGAUUAUGCCAAUCAGUACUACUCGGUGCAGACGACUGAGGCUGAGCAGAUUGUACAGCUGAUAGCUGGUUAUAUUGAUAUUAUUUUGAAGAAGAAGCAGACCAAGGAUCAUUUUGGCAUCGAGGGCGACGAGGGCUCCACUAUGGUGGAAGAGUCAGUUGCGCCCUCAAAAGCAACAUUUUUGCAACAUGAAACGAAUAAAAUUGGUAAAAUUAACACCGAAUCACUGGCACAUCCAGAAAUUCUACGUGCGUCAGAUGGCGAAAGAAAAUACACCCAAGGCGAGGUACAAACAGUUCAAUAUGGAGCCUUCGUUGGGCAAGUUAACCACGCCCAUCAACCGCCAACGACGAAGGAAGUGCGCAUAAGCACAGUGAACCUGACAGAACCGCAGCGCGCACUACUUGGUUACAUCUCGGCCGGUCAGGACGUUUUAAUGCGCGCUGAUGAAGAGCUAAGAACAAAGGCUCCCAUACAAGAAUUGGGCACCGACUUGAGAUCAAUCGAGUGGCGUGAGAAUACGUUGGAUACUUCCAAGCAGGCUGUUACUAGUCACGUUGCCACUAUGAACGCGGCUACCGCACAAAUAAUUACGGCUUCCCAACUGGACGAAGUCGACACGGAGGCCAUUUCCGCCUCCGUUUCGCAGAUAACUCAGACAAUUCCGGAGGUUACUAAGGAGGUGCGUUUAAUCGCUGCUCUCAUGGAGGACAGCAACAAUGGCGAUCGAUUGCUUGAUGCAGCUCGCAAUCUAUGCAAUGCUUUCAGCGAUUUGCUGAAGGCCGCUGAACCGGAGAGCAAAGAACCAACGCAGAGUCUGAUCAAUGCCGCUAGCCGCGUCGGCGAAGCAACCACGCAUGUGCUCAGCACCAUAGCUGAGGAAGAAGUGCCUGAGAAUAGUGAUUUGCAUGAUAUGCUGCUGACGCUUGCCAAGGCAGUGGCCAACACCACCGCCGCUUUGAUGUUGCGGGCCAAAUCGAUCGCUGCAAGUUGUGAGGACGAGGAAUCACGGAAUCGCGUUAUCGGCGCUGCCAGCCAAUGUGCGCUGGCCACCAGCCAGCUCGUCGCGUGUGCAAAAGUUGUCGCUCCUACGUUGCAUAACGCUGCUUGUCGAGAGCAGCUUGAGGCCGCGGCACGCAAUGUGGCGCGCGCCGUCAACAAUCUGUGCGAGGUGUGCAACGAGGCCACCAAUGAUCCGAAACUGAAGAACGAUCUGCUUGCUGCUGCGCGUGAUGUUUCGAAGAGUUUAAGCGACAUGUUGGACCACGUAAAGUUGAGCUCGCGCGAAUACGCCAGUCGCACCAGUCAAGAGAUGAGCCCAGUGGAAAAUGUGAUCAUCGGCACUGACAUUUUGGUAGCAUCCAAUGAUCCACAAGAGAUGGUUCGACAUGCAAAAACACUGGGCCAGGCCACAGCACAAUUGAUACAGAGCAUCAAGGGCGAGGCAGAUCAGCAGAAGGACGAGGACAUGCAACGUCGAUUGCUUUCGGCUGCCAAGCAACUAGCCGACGCUACGGCAAAACUUGUCGAAGCCGCGCGCCUCUGCUCGGGUAAUCCACAAAAUACCGAAAACCAAAACGCGUUACGACGCGCUGCAGAAGAGCUACGUGAAAUCACAACUACAACAGCCAAUACGCCGGCCAUCAAACGAAAUCUUAUACAUCGGUUGGAGUACUGCUCCAAGCAGGCUGCUUCGGCUGCUACUCAGUGCAUUUCGGCGGCACAGAACGCGGUGCAGCAUAGCGACGACCACCAAACCAAGGAGCAACUGCUGCAGGACUGUAAGCGCGCAGCCGACACGAUUCCACGACUCGUGACAUCGGUGAAGACAACUCGUUCCAACCCGGAUGAUCCAAAUGCGCAGCUGAAUCUGAUAGAAGCUGCCGAGCAAUUCAUUGAACCGGCCAUUCAAGUAUCGCGAUCUGCGCGUGCUCUACAGCCUACAGUUACCGACAUACCGUCGGCCACUCAACUUUCGAAGAGUGCAUUAUACCUUGGUCAAACUGUGUCCGAGUUGAACUCGGCGGCACAGCGUGCGCGUGAAGCCUGUGGCGGCCAAGAACUCGAAUCUGCUUUGGAGGCGGUACGCAAUUUGCACAACGUUUUGGAUGACACUCGCAAGGCAGCUCAGUCAGGCAAUAUUCGUCCGCUUCCUGGCGAGACUGUCGAGAAUACUGCCCAGCAAUUGCGUGUAUCUGCCAAAAAUGUGGGCAUUGCGCUCAGACAACUUUUGUCCUCAGUUAUACAAGAGCAACGCCGAUAUGCAGGCGUGGCUGGACGCGAUACUGCAUUGGCGCUCGGUGAUUUCACAAAGAGUGUACAUGGUGUAGCUGCAACCACGAAGAAUCCAGUCGUAAUUGACUGCGCCGACGAAGUAGUGUUACAUUCUGCACGGCUGAUUGAGGAAGCACAGCGCACGCUGCAAAAUGUCGGCAGCACCGACGCAUUGACCCAGGCUGGUCGCGAUGUUACAGUCGCGCUUUCGAAGACUGUCGACUGCAUACCGGGUCAGCGCGAAGUGGACAACGCCCUGCGCAAUGUGAGCGAAUUAAGUGAGAUACUCUCGAUGAGUGAAUUCCCACCAACGGAUCGUAACUACAACACGUUGCAAACAGAACUGAAGCAGGUGGCAGAGGGACUCAGUGUAGCCGGCGGGCAAAUCGUGCAAGCGUACAAUAGUCCCGCGCAGCUGGCAGAAAGUAGCCAAAACUUCGCCGGAAAUUACCGUGAUCUACUAGCUGUCUCAAUGGAGAUGGCUGGCCAGACGCAGGAUGAGGUAGUGCGCUCCGAAAUGAUUGAUCGCCUGCGCAAUGUCUCUACGCAAUCUUGUUCUCUGUUAUCUACAGCCAAGUCCAUUGCUGCUGACCCGGGCCAACCGAAUGCCAAGAAUCUUUUGCACGCAGCAGCUCGAAGUGUCACCGAAAGCAUAAAUAAACUGGUCGACGCCAGUAUACAGUCUGCGCCGGGACAAAAGGAGUGCGACAAUGCAAUGCGCAAUAUUGAGGCGCUCCGCGUGAUGCUCGACUAUCCGCACGAGCCCAUUAACGAACAGGGCUACUUCGAAUGUGUUGAAAAUGCGACAAAUAAGUCACGCAACCUGGGUUAUGCCAUUUCGGAAAUGAUUAACAAUGCCAAGCAAUCAAAUCACGUUGGCUUUGGUCAGUCGGUGAACACUGUCGCGGAGUCCAUACACAGCUUGAUAGAAUCUUCAGCGCAAGCAGCCUACUUGAUAGGCGUUUCGCACCCCAGCAGUGUAGCUGGGCGGCCGGGCAUCAUCGAUCAGGCGCAAUUAUCCUGGGCGUAUCAGGGUAUUCGCCAGCACUGUGACAUCGUUAGCAGCGGCAAGUCCACGAAGCAGCAAAAGAUAUCUGCACUAACGGUAAUCGCCAAGCACACCAGUUAUUUGUGCUCCAUAUGUCGUCAAGCCAGCAUGAAUACCAACAAUCCGGUGGCGAAGAACGAAUUCAUUGUGUUGGCCAAGCAAGUUGCCACCGCCACGUCUAACUUGGUGCAGGAAAUAAAGAGCAUUGAGGAUGAGCCUUCGACUCCGACACGCGCUCGUCUCGUGGAGCCAUUGCUAGAAUCUGUGAAAGCCGUUCGGCAAUAUGCUUCCAGCCCGGAAUUCAUCUCUGUGCCGGCGAAAAUUUCCGCUGAGGGACGCAAGGCUCAAGAACCAGUCAUUAACGCAGGACGCGGUGUUAUCGAUGGUGUCAUCGAAAUGGUGAAGGCUGCUAAGUCAUUGGCACUCUCACCCGACGAUCCGCCAGUGUGGCAACAGCUCUCAAAUGCUUCAGCUCCCGUUUCCGAAUCGGUAAAGCGUUUGGUAGACAACAUCCGCGAAAAGGCACCCGGUCAGGCGCAAUGUGAGCAAGUCUUGCACACACUGAAUACGUGCACCCGUGAAUUGGACAGCUGUGCCAUGGCGGUGAGCGCUCAGGGAUUGAGUCAACGCCGCGACAAUAAUCUGCACGGAUUCAGUGGCCAGACAUUGAACUCUGCCGCUGAGCUAAUUGACAAGCUUGAGCCCAUACGCAUGGCUGGCAAAAACAAUGCAGAACAACUCGGCCAUGCUGUCGGCGAGAUCUCGCGCUAUAUUGUGCCAAUGGUGAAUGGUGCGAUUGGUGCUUGCACCCACAUCGUCCACACCAAUCAGCAAAUGAGCCUCAUCAACCAAACAAAGUCGGUUGUGGAGAGCGCUGUAACGCUUGUACAAGCAGCCAAGGACUCCGCCGGCAAUCCGCGCUCUACGCACGCCCAUUCGCACUUGGACGAGUCCAUCGAUUACACGCGUCAAGCCAUACAGGAACUUACGGAAACAGUCGAAAAGAUCAACGCCGAAAUGGGUGUGGUAACUGGUCUGAUGGAGCAAGUGAAUCGUGCCAUUACGCGCCUGACCGACAAGCGUCAAUCGCUGCUCAACGCCUCGUACUCGGACUCAUUUGUCGAUUACCAAACACGCAUGGUGCAGUCAGCCAAGGAGAUCGCCCGCCUGGCCAACGAGAUGAACGCCAAAGCAACCAUUGAACCCCAGCUACUGCCGCAACUUGCCUUGGAGAUGACGCAGCAUUACACGCAAAUCACACAGGAUUCGGUAGGUGCAUCCACCACAACAUCGACACCGGAUGUAGCCAUGCGCAUUCGCUCGACCGUCGUUGAUUUGGGUGGGUCGGUGAGCUCCAUGAUACAAUCUGGUGCUGCUGGCGCCCGCCCCAAUGACACCUCCACCCAGCAUGAAAUCUCUCGCAAUGCACGCGACGUCUCUGAGAAGGUAGCACAAGUUUUGGCUGCGCUGCAACUCAUUCUAUCUUUCCGCCUUCUCCAGGUAAUGGUGCUAAAUGUGUCUUCGUUGCUAAAGACCGUAAAAGCUGUCGAGGAUGAGCACACACGUGGUACGCGCGCCAUGGAAUCCACCGUUGAAGCCAUUUCACAGGAGAUACGCGCUAUUCACUCACCACCUCCACCUGGCAGCGCACAAUGCGGUCCUGAAGAUUUGAUACGCGUCACGAAGAAUGUGACAUUGGCGACCGCCAAGGCAGUGGCCGCUGGUGCUUCCAAUCUGCAAGCCGACAUUGUAGCCGCCGCCAAUCUGGGCAGACGCGCCAUUUCGGAAAUGCUGCUGAUUUGUCGCUCGGUCGCUUGGAAUUGUGCAGAAACUGAGGAAUUGCGUCAGCGUACACUCGAAGCGGGUGCCGCUGUUGGCGAAUCCUAUCGCGAACUUUUGAAUGGUAUUCUGCACAAUUGUUCAGCCGACGAUCGGGUGCAUUUGUCGCGUCGCGUUGCCAAAAGUGUUACCGAUCUGGUUGCGAUGGCACGCUUGUUGAAGGGUUCCGACUGGAUUGAUCCCGAAGAUCCGACAGUGAUUGCUGAAAAUGAAUUAUUGGGUGCUGCAGCAUCCAUUGAUGCGGCUGCUAAGAAAUUAGCAUCGCUGCGUCCGCGGCGUCAACCGGAUGUAAAGAUUGAAUUGGAUGAGAAUAUGAAGUUCGAUGAAAUGAUCCUGGAGGCAGCGAAGGGCAUCAUGGCAGCCUCUUCGGCGUUGGUGCGCGCUGCCAAUGCCGCUCAACGUGAAUUGAUCGAUCAGGGCAAAGUGGCACGACGUCCACUCACCUCAUCGGAUGAUGGACAAUGGUCGGAGGGUUUGAUAUCUGCCGCUCGUCUUGUCGCUGCAGCUACGCACAGCCUCGUUGAGGCUGCACAGAAUUUGGUGCGUGGAGUGGGCACUGAAGAGAUGUUGAUUUCCACAGCCAAGCAAGUAGCCGCAUCAACAGCUCAGCUGCUCAUCGCAUGCAAAGUGAAGUCGAAUCCGAACUCGGAGGCAGGACGCCGUCUACAAGCCGCUGGCAAUCAGGUUAUAAAGUCCACGGAGAAUUUGGUGCGCGCAGCCCAACAGGGUCUCGAAGAUGAAGAGGAGAAAACGCUGAAAAUUAAUACAUCGAUGGUUGAUGGCAUGGCACAGGAAAUUAACGCGCGAUCCGAUGUGCUGCGAAUGGAGAAGCAAUUAGAAGAGGCGCGACAAAAGCUCAUUACCAUUAGGCAUGCGCGAGCGCUGCAGAAGAAGGGGCAAGGAUUCGGUACGGACGAAAGCGACACGGAGUACGCGAAUUCCACCUAUGGAACACUACUGCAGAAGAGCCAAAAUAAUACACUAAAUCGUUCGGGCUACCCUUCGGAAGUGCCGCCCACCUCACCGAGCUAUUACAGUCAGCAGCAGCAGCAAGGCAAGCAUCACUACAACUACGCAACACACCCACAACACUUCCACCAUCCAGCUGCUGUAUCACCGCCGCCGCCGCCCAUGAGCCAUCAAUAUUCCAGCGGCGCUGAAGUGAACGGCAGCAUUGAGCUGCCACCGCCACCGCCGCCACUAUCGACGACUCUAUACAACAUGCAAACAGCCACGGCAUCGGGCAGCGGUGCCGGCAGUUCCUUUAGACCUAACCCAAAACUAACAGCCAAUGCGGUGCCACGCCCCUACACCGGUAGUGCAGGUGGUGUCAGCAGCAGCAACAGCUUACUAGGUACUAACGGUGGUGGUAGCGCUAAAUUCACUCAAUCACCCAAUCCCGUAGCGAAUGUCAGUAAUUACCAGCAACAAUCUUUUGAAAAUGCAACAACAACGGCCACAAACGCCCAUCAAUCGGCGCUACCCACAUCGCAGUCAACCACUCAGAAAUCGACCGCUGUCAAUCGGAAGCUAGAAGCCUGUGUACAAGAUUUACACGACAAAACAUUCGGCCAUGGCGGUGUAGUGCAGAUUACCGGCGGUGGGGCAUACCCUGGUCAAAACUAUGAAGGUUACACCUCCAGUUAUGAAACUCGCAAUUUCGAGCAGAGCGAUGAAAUGGUGGAUAAACCCUUGGAUUCGAGCUUCUCACAAAUGACACUUAGCACUGAUGGCGGUAAAGUCAGCAUAAUUGAUCAGGGCUCUGAAAGGUUGACGUCGAUGACGCAACGUGUAAUGGAACGCAAAACUUUUAGCAGCACUACCGAGAUGCAUUCGGAAAAGAAGACACACAGUUUUCGCAUGGAGUAGAUUAGUUUUAGAUUCGAAUACAAAAAAGUAUACAUACGCAUAACUACAUAUACAUGUAUGUAUGUAAAUAUAACUAAAAUGGCAAGCAUGUUGGUGCUAUCCUCUGCGGUGUGUCAGCAGCAGCAUAUGCUUUGCCUCGAAGUUUGCUUAUAGAAUGCCACUUCGCCACUAAGGGCGCUUGAAAAAAAAAAUUGUCAAAAGUGCUUUUAACUGAACUAAUUUAUGUAUGUAUAAUAAUCUAUAAUAAUGUCUAGAUAUUAGUAAAUAUUAAUGGAGUUUUAAAAUGUUCGCCGCCGUUUUUUAUGUCGCAGCCAAAUACUUGCAAGCAAAAAAAAAAACACACA
This is a messenger RNA of Rhagoletis pomonella (apple maggot), 8961 nucleotides long. It is a transcript of the gene rhea, whose product is annotated as talin-2. Lineage: Eukaryota; Metazoa; Arthropoda; Insecta; Diptera; Tephritidae. Gene Ontology annotation, molecular function: integrin binding; actin filament binding; structural constituent of cytoskeleton. Gene Ontology annotation, cellular component: ruffle; plasma membrane; focal adhesion. Gene Ontology annotation, biological process: cell-cell adhesion. The coding region runs from base 449 to 8617 and encodes 2722 amino acids. The transcript is spliced from 16 exons. The record is from RefSeq and is a predicted model, not a curated record.